This is a messenger RNA of Polychytrium aggregatum, 875 nucleotides long. RefSeq lists its product as uncharacterized. The transcript has a single exon. The record is from RefSeq and is a predicted model, not a curated record. The coding region runs from base 100 to 753 and encodes 217 amino acids. NCBI's taxonomy places the organism in Eukaryota, Fungi, Chytridiomycota, Chytridiomycetes, Polychytriales.
CUUGGCCAUCCUGCAGGCACCAGACGUUGGGGCGGCCGACACCCCUCAUCUCGACGCCUACCAUGGUGCUUUUUUUCAAGCUGCGGGGUCUCUCUGUGUAUGAAUCGCUCUGGGGGGGGGGAGUCGUCGCCUUGGAUCGCGGACGUGACGGGAACAGAGCUGGCGCCGUGCUUCGCCGAACAGAAUGCGCCUCGGUUUGUGCAGGAUCCGUCCAAUCGGGCCAGGCCAAGAAAGACCGCUCACACUGACACCGGCCCAAGAUCAUCGCCGUCGUUGAGACCUGGUACCUACGGCCUGUCCCACAGCCAAACCGUCCUCGAGUCUCGGAUCCUCCCGCGGUGCUCGGCAUCGGCGGUCAUCAACGACAGCACGCUCGCAGCUCCCACGACACAGAAACGCUGCGCGAAUCAACCACCGCACAGAGGGGCGUUGAUGAACGAGACAUGCAUUCUCCAACCUCGAUGCAGAAACGCCGCACGAAUCAACCACUGCUUCUGUGGUCGCUUGCUGCUCGUCGUUGGUGAUGGCAACGAAACGGUCGACAUGGGCAAGCUCAGGGCGAUUGUCUCGGUCGAUGGUGAGGGGCGAUUCGAUACUUCAAGGACAAGGGUGUCAAGAGUGUUCAGAUCCCGCACAGGAGGGUGUCGAUCGUUCACAUUCAGAAUAGUCCCUCAUAACGGUGCUCCAGGCUGCUCCCACAGAAAGAACCCAACAGGGAGUUUGAUUACUCGCCCGCCAUUACGAGGGAAGUGAGGGAUGGAUGGAUGGAUGGAUGGAUGGAAUGCAAAUGGUCGUGUGAGCGGGAAUAUUUGGUUGCGCUGGCGACGCAUUCAGCACUACAGUGAUAGCCUACAAUCAAUCAAUUGGUGUCGAUG